CGAACACUGUAAAAAGAGGAAGCACAAAUUGAAAACACACUUGAACUUUUAUUAGCAGGCUAGAGCUGGCUUACUGUACCAGAUAUAUGUGUGUGUAUAUAUAUAGUUGUUUACCUUUAUAGUGACAAUGCAGAGGGAAGUAGGCACAGUUUCAGCGGUUCAAGCUCUAGGGUAUCCGGGCGGCUCGUGCCUCACACGGUGUAAAUGUGACGAACUUCCCUGUCCGCUGCUCACGUGGCUGACCGCAGAGCUCAGGGUGGUCUGUCCGGAGCUACGAGACUCAAACAGCACCGGUGAUGUCUUGUUGGUGGGAGAGCUGAGAAGUUUACUGUCAAACAUGUCCUCUCCCCUCACUGUGCUGACCUCAGAGGUGCUGGAGCCGUCCACCCUCAACAAAGUCACUGAGUUCCUCGUAUCAGAAUUGGAAGCAGCUCGCAUAAUCAGGCAUAAAGAACUGCAUCCUGAGGAGAAGACGGCAGAAGAGGAGUCUGAAAAAGAGCAGCGAGUUGAAGCUCACAGCCAGGAACUCGCUGAGGAAUAUGAAGAUGAGGUUGCUGACAAAGACAGAAGGAAGGCGGAGAUGCAGGCAGAAUGGAUAUUACUGCUGCACGCUCUUGACAUGGACGCCUCCUCUCAGUUUAAAGACGUGCUGAGUGAGGUGGAGACCAGGCUUGCCCGUCUACCGAACGGAGACAUGACAAACCCGCUUCUUAACAGCAGCCUCAACAGAGAGCAGUGGACACAAGUUAAAAAGAUCAAUCAAGUGCUGUCAGAAGACUAUCAGUGUCGGCGACAAAUGAUGAUCAAACGCUUUCAGGUUACACUGGACGCAUUCGCUUGGGGAGAAAAACAAAAGGAGCGCAGUAAGGCGCUGGCCGCAGUGCCUCCUCUUUCAUCCCUUUUCGGCUCCUCCCGAGUCUCCCUGUCUCUUCUGAUUGCUGCCAGAGAGGAUCAGUCCUUCAUUGAGCCAAUCAAGGCUGGAACAAGCACCUCCGUCUACAAGACGUUGAUGGGCAGCGUUCCCGACAGAGGAGGACGGCCGGGGGAAAUUGAGCCACCAAUGCCACUGUGGGAAGAUCGAAGAGCGAAAGGAAACCGAUCAGGACGAGGAGGUGGACACCAACAACGGCGUAAAUUCUCAGAUAAAAAGAAGAAAGGGAAAAGAGAAUAAUGUGUCUUUCACUUUGGCUUUACUGUUUAAUUUGAGAAAUAAGGGAUGAUUUUUCUUUAUUCAAAUCCUUAUGAAAUAAAUAAUGGCUGUGGAAUUAUAUGAUUUAUGAUAUAAUUUAUAUUUUUAUGAUAUGAAUGUGUGUAUAAUUCUUAGUUAUAGUACACAGAUAUACCUGACUGUGUAGAUUUCUUUAAAAAAAAAGGCUUGCUAUUGCUAUAAUGUACUGGUAUAUGACCAGAUAUUUUUGUUAAUAUGAAAGAACAGAACUGAAAAAUAACACUUAAUUUUGUAUGUCUUGGCUUUGCACAUUCAUAUAUAGGUUUGUUUACUCAAAUUAAACCUAUUAAACCGAA
Molecule: messenger RNA, 1524 nt
Organism: Dicentrarchus labrax (European seabass)
Lineage: Eukaryota; Metazoa; Chordata; Actinopteri; Moronidae
Exons: 8
Coding region: 128-1171 (347 amino acids)
Cellular component (GO): tRNA-splicing ligase complex
Source: RefSeq, a predicted model, not a curated record